Carassius carassius (crucian carp) is the source of this 1210-nucleotide messenger RNA. RefSeq lists its product as uncharacterized. Bases 374 to 940 code for a protein of 188 amino acids. Lineage: Eukaryota; Metazoa; Chordata; Actinopteri; Cypriniformes; Cyprinidae. The transcript has 4 exons. The record is from RefSeq and is a predicted model, not a curated record.
UAUCCCAUCUAGUCCUAUAGGGUCUUUUAGAAGUUAGGCCUACCACAUCCUUAAUCAUCUCUAAAAUCGGUUUAUAUUUAUAGCAACAAGCUCAAUAUAAGCAAUGUAAAGGGUUCCCACUUAUUUUAAUAAAAGAGAAAAUAUAUAACAAGAUAUUCAAGGUUAAUCAGAGACAGAGUUGUCGCUGUAAGCUGUAAGUAAUAUUCGUGCAUGCAGGACCCGGCGGCUGCAGUCUUUGCUCGAGCUGCAGCUUCCUCAGCAUCAGCAUCUCCAUCGACUCGCAUCUUUUGUGGAACUAGAGUACCGUGACGUGCGAAUAUAUCGGCUUGAAGCUGUUUAAAGAAGGAAACUUGGACUCUAUACAGAAGAAGCAAUGAAGUCUUAUCCCUCACCAGCAGCUUGUUUUUUGUUUUUAGCAUGUCUGUCGUGUAUGGUGGGUGGGAUCACUGCAACAGAUCCAUACCAGAAACCCAGCUUCUUGGAUUUUAACUCUUGGUUCUGGAACACCCCUCGAGGGCCACAGAUGUACUCCUGCCUUACUUACAUUGAGAAGAACCUCCGGGUUGACUGUGAAUUCCCAGAGACCCACAAGAUCCCUGGGCCAUUCUGUGAGUUCAAACAGGAUGGGCGACUCAUGGGAUCCACCUACCCAAACACUCCGGUCCACAUGAUCCCACCUAUUGAGACCCGACGCCGAGUCAAUGUGACCCUGGUGUCACCUAACAUUUGUCGCCUCACAUGGAUGCCCAUGUCCGAUGACCGCGCAUAUACCUACACCUGCAGGGUUUAUCAGGGCAGCACCUGGAAGGAGAAUAGCAUGGCAUUCCACCAAAGAAAUCUUCUGGUGUGCUCUGCAUUAAGCAUAUUCUUUCACACUGGACCAUGGAUGAUUGCUGUUGUGAUAUCACUUCCUGUUUCCCUUGGGCUUCUGUCAGCAUGACCAGAUCAACAUCGAACAGGCUAAAACUCAAAGCCAUUCUCACAUUUAACUGCCUUUCACAUUUUUUUUUUUUUUUUUCAUCUUACAUGGCUAUGUUGACUUUCAUGUUAUUGUUUUUCUUAAAGUUUCUCUGGAGAUCAUCAUUGUCACAUGUUCAGGAUUCACAGUCAAAACAAAAAACAAACUAGACACGAUGCAUGUGACCCACUCAAGUAUGUCCAAAAUGCUGUUCAAUAUUAAACAUGAAAGAACAUUUGUAUACAAUGCAAA